Messenger RNA from Dendrobium catenatum, 1515 nucleotides. RefSeq names its product probable carboxylesterase 2. Lineage: Eukaryota; Viridiplantae; Streptophyta; Magnoliopsida; Asparagales; Orchidaceae. The record is from RefSeq and is a predicted model, not a curated record. Gene Ontology annotation, molecular function: hydrolase activity. The transcript has a single exon. Bases 54 to 992 code for a protein of 312 amino acids.
AGAGGAACGUUGAAGUCCAGAGGGAUCUCUCCUAAUUCCACGCACCAGGAAACAUGGAGGUUACCACUGCUGCCCACUCCAUCCCCGCCAACGAGGAAGUUGAGAUCGAUAUUUUUCCCUUCUUUCGUAUGUACCGUAGCGGCCGCGUCGAGCGCUUUGGUGGCACCGACAAGGUUCCGCCGUCCCUUGACCCUGCCACCGGCGUUGACUCCAAGGAUGUCAUCAUCGAUCCCUCAACCGGCGUCUUCGCCCGCCUCUACCUCCCACCCACAGCCAACGAUGGAGGUAAGCUUCCCAUCCUCUUUUAUAUCCACGGCGGCGGCUUCUGCAUCGAGUCCGCCGCCUCCCCCGUCUAUCACCGGCACCUCAACGACCUCUCCUCCCUAACCCCCCUCAUCGCCGUCUCCGUCGACUACCGCCUCGCUCCCGAACACCGCCUCCCUGCCGCCUACGAUGAUUCAUGGACCGCCUUUCGCUGGGUUUUCUCUCGGGCCGAUCCGUGGCUUGCCCAGCACGGCGACUUCGGGCGGGUAUUCGUCGCUGGCGAUAGUGCCGGAGGCAACAUCGCCCACCACAUCGCGCUUCGGGCGGCCGCAGAGGGGCUAGCCAUCAAAGGGUUGGCUUUGAUCCACCCUUACUUUGGGGGGUCUGUGCCGGUGGGCUCCGAAUCUGCUGACUCUGGUCGGAUGUGGAAGUUCAUUUUCCCGGAUACAGAAGGGCUUGAUGACCCAAGGAGGAACCCGGUGGCCGAAGGCGCGCCGAGCCUUGCGGCUCUGGGGUGCGAGCGAGUUCUGGUAAGCGUGGCGGAGAAGGAUUUCUUAAGAGAGAGAGGACUUAUUUAUUACGAGAAGCUAAAGGAGAGUGGGUGGCGAGGGGAGGUGGAGUUCGUUGAGACGCCGGAGGCAAACCAUGUUUUCCACCUCUCAAAUCCCGAAACCGAGCAGGCAAAGAACAAGAUUAAGCUUUUGACUGAUUUCUUCAAAAAAGAUUAGCUCUGCUUAUCAAAGCUAUUAUCUUGAUCCUGCUGCCUGAUAUCUUUCUUGUGCUUGGAGUUAUUAUUCGUAUAUCUUAACAUAUCUUGUAUUCAGAUCUUGUUGCUUUACUCUGUAACCGCGUGGCUUGAUUUCUUGUUAUCAGGAGAACAUGGCGCCUAUAUUUUUUAGGUUUUCAUGAAAGCGCCUCAUUAUUCUCCGUCUUUGGUUGCUUGCCUGCUGCAAGAAAUUCCCGCACUUCAUGAAAGAGCCUAUAUAUAUAUUGUGUUAGGUUCAGGAAGGUGAGUUUUUAUGAUUAUUUGUAAAUUAGCAUUUAGCAGGGUUAAUUUGGUCAUUAUUUUCUAUCGAUUAACGUAUUAUUAUUGAUCUAAAUUUUGGCCUUUUUAAAUUUUAAUUAUGAUAUACUAUUUUGGUUUAGUAAUAUAGGGGGUUUCUAAUUAAUUAGUAAGGCAAAUGCUAAGUAUUUAUGUAAUAUUAACAUUUUGUUGUUGCACUCAUGUUUUUUGCACUGGUUGUCUAUGAC